Molecule: messenger RNA, 1935 nt
Organism: Xiphophorus hellerii (green swordtail)
Lineage: Eukaryota; Metazoa; Chordata; Actinopteri; Cyprinodontiformes; Poeciliidae
Gene: ch25h
Product: cholesterol 25-hydroxylase
Exons: 2
Coding region: 535-1284 (249 amino acids)
Biological process (GO): lipid biosynthetic process
Molecular function (GO): oxidoreductase activity; iron ion binding
Source: RefSeq, a predicted model, not a curated record
AAUAAAGUCCCAGUUUAAACUUAGAAACAAACAUUAAUGUUAAACAGAGUUCUGAUAGUUGUUUGCAGAAACCUUCAGUUAUCUAGUCAUCCAAUAUAUGGAUAUGGAGUCGUUUUCCACAGAAGAACUUUAUCCAUCAUUGUUAAUCCUGACUCAGUGACAUAUUUAAUUAGUCAGACUUUUAACACAGAUUCCCUAACACAACAACAGGCUGCUCAGUAAAUAGAUAAUUCUACAGAAAUAACAUAUUUAGUAAUUGUAGGUCUGAUGGGAAGAACAAUCCCAAGAACAAAACUCAGAUAAGCCUAGACAGGAAUGCUGGAGCCUGCAGCUAGUUUCCUCUGCCACGUGGAGGAUUUUCCCCAAGCAGGAAGGAAAAGGAAGAGUCUAAAUAAGGGCAUGGGACAGAAUCAGGGGCUGGGAAUGCUCUGCGUCAGAAGUGGGAUAGACUGUUGACCUGUCUAUAAAAGCUGCUGACAAUGGAAGAGCUAAGACACUGAACCACUCUGAACAGACUGAACCAGAUCCAGAAUUAUGCUGUUACAGCCAGUCUGGAGCUUCCUGCUAGGACACUCGUCCCUCCUGCGCUCCCCCUUCUUCCCGGUCUUCUUCUCCCUGACUGUGUACCUGAUGUUCUGCCUGCCAUUCCUGCUGCUGGACCUGCUGUCCUCCAGGUGGAGCUUGGUGCGCAGGUACAAGUUACAACCUCAGAGCUCCAUCAACUGGAUCACGGUGCAAAGCUGCCUGGCUCUGACCCUCUAUAACCACCUGAUCUUCAUCUUCCCACUCACUGUGCUCAACUGGUACCUGCGACCAGUGCUGCUGCCCCAGGAGGCUCCACCCCUACCUCAAAUGGCAGCUCAGGUCCUGGUCUGCCUGCUCCUCUUUGACUUUCAAAGCUUCAUAUGGCACCUGCUCCACCACAAGGUGCCCUGGUUAUAUCGCACCUUUCACAAGCUGCACCACACCUACACCUCCACCUCGGCACUGACUGCAGAGUACUCCGAGGCCUGGGAGACACUGAGUUUGGGCCUGUUUGCUGCUGCCAACUCUUUGUUGCUGGGCUGCCAUCCCCUCACAGAGAUGCUCUUCUUCAUUGUGAACAUUUGGCUGUCGGUGGAGGACCACUGUGGUUAUGAUUUGCCCUGGGCCACACACCGUCUGAUCCCUUUUGGCCUCUAUGGCGGUGCUCGCCACCAUGACCUCCACCACCUCAAGUCGAAAUGCAACUAUGCACCUUACUUCACACAUUGGGACCGUUUGGCCGGGACGCUGUGCACAUAGGACUGAGCUAUGGGGACGAAGUGUUCCUGAAUGCACCUCAGCUUAGACUGCCUCAAGAUGUCCAGAUGCAGACAUUCAUGGAGUGAUAAAGACUGUAGACUGAUGGGCCAGUACAGAAGUUCUCUUUUUUUACCUGCAAUACUUAUAUUUAUUGAUGUAUUUAUUACCAGUCAAAGCUUUGAGCCGGAUUUAAAGCUUCCAGUAGUGUGUGGAAAUUCUGUCAGUCUUCAUGUGGAGCUGCUUCAGGACCCACAACCAGACUGAAGUUGUGAUCUAGGUUCUGUUCCUUUAAAGACUUUUGUUUUAGUUUAAAGUUGAUCUUAAAAUAGUCAGAAAAUGUAUAUGUUGAAUAGUUUAACCUGCACAGUUUGUAUAGUUCUAUACACACCUCUUAGUCCCUAGAGGGAAGUGAAAGGAAUAUGAACAGAGAUCAAGAAUAAGUUGAGAGGGAAGCUGCAGGGCAGGAGGAGGAAGGAGAUGACAAAACAUGAGAAAUUAAGCGGAGGAGGAUGAGGAAUGAUGAGGAAUAUUAUGUAAGAAUUUAUUGGAAGGAAAUAGUGUUUGAAGGAAAUUGUGAAAUCUACUGUGAAAAAUGUAAAAGAAAUAAUGCACUGAGAAAAGAAAUCAAAUAAAUGUUCCUGUUGUAAACUG